AUUGUGGCUCAAUUUAGGCUAAACUCAUUGACAAAUGGAGUUGUGGAUUGUCGAGUUGGUUAAACUAAUUUUUCGAUUAUUUACACUUGAUUGCUCUCCGGUGUGUAGGAAAUCAACGAUUAAAACACGUAUUCGUAAACUAGAAAAACAAGAUUAGUUGGAUUUAUACAAUUCUACGCGGGAAUCUGAAAUGUCUUCAUCAUGACAAGGUUGGUUGUUAUUGAUCGCACAGAGCUGAUAAGUCCUGAUAAGACCCAAACACUAUGUGAGUCAGGACCAUGCGGGCCGUGUGGAUGGCCGUUGCUUUUAUCUUGCAGAUCAUUCUGGUUCAGAUGGGGUACAGUAGACUGCGCCACCGUGGACUGAUGCAUUGUAGGAGGUGUGGGCCAGGCUGGGGUGUGGUGGUGCACUGCUCAGCUGAGGUAGACACGAAGUGUGCACCAUGUGCGCCAGGCAGCUAUUCUCCACACCACUCUUAUCACGCAGUGUGUUGGCCAUGUGCGCGAUGUGGCCCAGGACUAUACCAAGCACAUCCUUGCACACCUGUCAGUGACACAGUGUGUGACAGCUGUGAAAGACUGAGAUUCAUCAAUGGCAGUGCUCACUGCCCGACAGACGGCACUGCUCUAACGACAAGGAGGAGGGAUCACAACAUUCCAGUGUGAUUACGAGGAAAUUGUGUCCUUCUAUAAAAUAAGGCUGACAUAUUGAAGAAUUAUAAAUAGAGUAAAGGUUUUGAUCAUAAAUGCAUUCCCUUGUAAUGGAUCCCGAAGCUACAUUAAAUGGUGGACAGCAUCAAACGGAUAAAGAAAAUUGCAGUUAGGUUUGAUUAAAGAAGUAUAGAAGCAUACGUUUUUUGAACAUAAUGUCGUUCUUGUAUUUAAUUAGUUGCCAAUAAGAUACAACUGUUGUAGUUUUAGGUAAUGAAAUAUUUUACUUUGUAACUUAACAAAGAAAAAUAUUUCAUAACCUUUACAACUGAAAAGAUAUAGGUGAAAAGAUAUUUAGAAAGGUGACAAGAAAUUUUGUUUUACUUCAUUUCAUAGACAAAUUAAUCCUUGCCAAUGCGAUUGGGUGCGUAUAUUGACAUAUUGUUUUGGACUGAUAAAGUAACACAAAUAAUGAUAAGUAACCAUCUCGAUUUGAGUAUGGUAUGUAUCAAAGGCUCCUCUAAUACAAGGGGCUGCGGUGAUACUAAAGUGAAACCAGUACCGAAACAGCGGUUGUUCUAAAAUUAUAAUGGAGCUUUUUUAGCAAUGU
This is a messenger RNA of Macrosteles quadrilineatus (aster leafhopper), 1260 nucleotides long. Its product is annotated as tumor necrosis factor receptor superfamily member 14-like. NCBI's taxonomy places the organism in Eukaryota, Metazoa, Arthropoda, Insecta, Hemiptera, Cicadellidae. Bases 279 to 665 code for a protein of 128 amino acids. The transcript is spliced from 3 exons. The record is from RefSeq and is a predicted model, not a curated record. Gene Ontology annotation, molecular function: death receptor activity; nerve growth factor binding; coreceptor activity. Gene Ontology annotation, cellular component: plasma membrane; cell surface. Gene Ontology annotation, biological process: Rho protein signal transduction.